Molecule: messenger RNA, 893 nt
Organism: Lycium barbarum (goji berry)
Lineage: Eukaryota; Viridiplantae; Streptophyta; Magnoliopsida; Solanales; Solanaceae
Product: phytosulfokines
Exons: 2
Coding region: 347-595 (82 amino acids)
Biological process (GO): cell population proliferation
Cellular component (GO): extracellular region
Molecular function (GO): growth factor activity
Source: RefSeq, a predicted model, not a curated record
UAAAUUCCCGUGGUCUGCUUAAUUUACUGUCCUUUUGAGGAUUCUUGUCCUUCGAAUAUAUGUCCUCCUCUGAUCAUUUGUUUAUUUCUGAAAAGGUUGGUGGUAUUUACAUACAUUCUAGUCCACUUAAGAUAAAAUUUCGUCAUUCCCCUGACAUCGAUGUAUAUUAAAAGUCACCCUUCCACUCAUCCAAGUUCCCACUCGAACUUUGGGGUUGUCAUUCUUUCCAUUUCAUUAUAAAUUGAAGUCACCACAUAACACAUAGUCCACAAAACUAGAGAUAACAUAUAUUCCCCUACAUCUUCCUUAGAGUACUUUAAUUAAUCGUUUAGCUAAAUUACCAGCCAUGUCUAAAGCAACUGCAAGUUUUUUCUUCAUCAUCCUUCUCCUCUGUUUUACCCUGUCCUAUGCUGCUCGCCCUCAGCCAAUUUUUCACGAGGCUAAUCUCAACAAGUUUCAACACCAGGAUGUUGUUGAACCAAAACAAGUUGGCAAGGAAGAGAGCUGCGUAGGAGUAAAGGAAGAAGAAUGUUUGGAAAGGAGGACUUUGGCGGCUCAUCUUGACUAUAUCUAUACUCAAAAUCAAAACCCCUGAAAGUAUUCCCAAGGACGGAAAUCAGUUUGUUUUACAAUGAUUAAUUGACUAAGUUUUCCGUUAAUUAUUGCCUAUAUGUUGGGCAAAAGUAGUGAUGGGACGAGUGAGUUAUCACAUAAUAUUGCUGUCGGUGUGUUUCUUUUUGAUUUUUCCUUUACGUUAAUCCCAUAUAAAGUUCCUGGUGUGUGUAAGCUGAUUACUUACUAUAUUUAUGUAUUUGACCUGAGGUAUUAACUCUAGUACUACCUUGUUCACUGGUCGUUGCAAUGUGAUAAUUUAAUACCGGUUUCUUACUUAA